Molecule: messenger RNA, 2880 nt
Organism: Drosophila erecta
Lineage: Eukaryota; Metazoa; Arthropoda; Insecta; Diptera; Drosophilidae
Gene: beat-Ia
Exons: 8
Coding region: 807-2102 (431 amino acids)
Source: RefSeq, a predicted model, not a curated record
UCGCCAAUUGGGAAAUCUGUGCACAGGACUCGCAGUAUCGCGAAUCCCGCAACUCCUGCUGCAGUUUACAUUGCGUUGUCCUUGCGUGAGGACGUGCGUAGAUCACCAUUUUAAUUUCCGCAGUAUUACGAGUGUCGGACAUAAGAAAAAAGUUGUUUAAAAAAACGAGUUGAACUGCACUGAAACCGCAGGAUUGAACCCUAUUUUUGCUGUGGAUUGCGUGUGUGCGAGCUGCAGUUUUUGUGUUUCUGACAUAGCAUUUACCAAAACAGAAGGCGGAGAAUAGGGAAAAGGAUACGACGAAGGAUCUGCCAUAGUCCCAAACUCUGUGUGUGUGUGUGUGGGUAAGGCUGUUGCUUCCUCGCCCCCAGUGCAUGUGUGUGUGUGAGUGCGAGUGUGUUUGUGCAGUCACGUGUUCUAAGGUGAUUUUAACGAGUUCCGUGAUACGCGAAAUGAGAUAAGGAACGAAAAAGGAGCAAAAUCGGGAGGAGCGCACGGCUUAGGUGGGCACAAAAAGGAGCAACAAGAGGCCACGCAGCCAAAGCCAACAACCAAAUCCCCAUUCGCCAGGACACACAGGAUACCUGCUCGGUGCUCCUUAAAGGAUUCUCUGAUAAAUCAACCGAAAAUUGCAUAAAACAAAAUUGUUUGCCAAAUUGUGCGCAGCAAGAGAACCAAAAAGCAAAAGGCAAGGCCGCACACUCACAUGUGAAAUAUGAUUAGCCAGUUACAUUGAAAGUACAACAAAAUAAAAAGGGAGAAAACUUACGCAAAUAACCUGAAGCAACCAUAGAUAAACUAGCAACAUGCGGUUUCCACAGAAUGCCUAUCAAACGGCAUUGACCACAAUUCUUCUGGCGCUCACAUUAGAGAUGACCACGGCUUUACGGGAUGUCCGGGUUCGAGUUCCCCACGCGGUGAGGCGCAGUGAGAAGGCCACACUGAAAUGCUUCUACGACAUCGAGGAUGACAGUCUGUACUCUGUGAAAUGGUAUAAGGGCAGACGGGAGUUCUAUCGGUACACUCCAAAGGAAAAGCCGCCCAUGAAGGUCUUUCACUUCCCAGGAGUCAAAGUGAGGCGCGUGUCCUCGAACGAGAGCCAAGUGGUGCUCGAUGCGGUAACAAUGGCUACAUCCGGUAAAUACAGUUGCGAAGUAUCGGCGGAUGCGCCCUCAUUUCAUACAUUAAUAGCGGCGGCAGAAUUGGAAGUUAUUGAAACGCCCCACAAUGCCCCAUUCAUAACGGGCAUACGUCCUCGAUACCGGGUCGGCGACAUAUUGCGAGGUAAUUGCACAUCGCGACACUCGCGGCCGGCGGCCAAUCUCACAUGGACAGUGAAUAAUGAAGAGGUAAAUCCGGCCCUAGUGCGACACCAUAAAAUACUUCGUGAUGCUCGUAACGAUAUGGAAACUGCUGUUGUGGGUAUCCACUUUGUAGUCACCGAUCAGCACUUUGAUAAUGGAAAGCUUAAGCUCCGCUGCAGUGCCCAAUUGCACGAUGUCUAUUGGAAAACCACCGAAAAGAUUGUGCUCGAAACAGAUCUUUUUCCAAAACACGGAAACGGGCCCAAUGGCAAUCAUGUAAACAACGACGAUUUCUAUGAUCAAUAUGCUCUGCACGAGGAUCAUUUGCACAAUAAAAAGAACAGCUACCUGACGCAGCUACAGGGCGAAGAAGACGACGGAACCGAGGGCGGAUUAGGGGAUGGAGGAGCCGCUUGGCGAGGCGCCGGUUCGUCCAGUUCCCGCCUGAGUCCGAGCUCAAGUCAAUCCUGUUGGAUGGUCGGUGGAUCGCUAAUGGCGGUGCUCAGUUGGACGCUGGCCAGGCAAUUAGUGUCGCCGGUGCAGGCGGUGAUGACAAAGACCGGCGGUGCAACGUGCAACAUGAGCGGAAGGUGCACAAGCCGGCGGACAAGACCCCAUGGAAUGCGGGUCAGCGCAACAAAGCAAAAGCAAAAGCAAUGGCAAAGGCAAAGGCAAAUGCAGCAGGAGCAUCGCAAGUGCUGCCUGCGGGUGUCGAAAAGCAGCUGGAAAGGACGUGGAUAUGUGUGCGGAUGUGGAUUCGGCAGGAUCAACAGCAGAUGUAUCAGGCAAUUAACAUGAUUCAAUUGUCACACAACUCCAGUGCCACAAGCCAGGGGUCGAAAUUAAAGCGAAGUCCAGCGAAAGCUAUAGUUAGAGGAUAUUGGGGGAGAGUUCAGCCCAAGGCCAAGACCCAGAAGCAACUGCAGGAUGUAUCUAAAGUAAUUACACUAACAAGACACCAGACACUCGUUUCAGCUAGCUCAAAGUAACUUCAAAUGCAUUUAAGGGAAGAAUACAAAACAUACAAGACAAUGUAAGCCAGAUACGCGAUAUACAAGCAAAACGCCAGUUCGUUAUAAAUUCAACGAUAUCUAUUUGUUUGACUUUCCUAAGAUGAAGAUGGCCUGGAGGUUUACGCUUUUGACAGCUUUCAAAAAUACGAUUUCUUGUACUUCUCAUAAUGUUAAUUUUAUUCCAAAACCUCUACAGAGAUAAUUUCACAAAGCAAAUGAAGAAUGUUGUGCUAAGCUUUUAAAUUUAGGUUCUCUAUACAUUUAUAUUUAUAUAUGAAAGUCAAGAUUAUUUAUAAAACGUAUAAAUGAUAUUUAUAUAUAUGUAUAUGUUCUAUAUAAAACGAAAUUAUAACAUAUGCGCCUAAAUGUAUUUGCCCCAAAAAGAAAACAAAACAUGAGGCAAGAGUAAGCAAUUAGGUCGUAAGUCUAAAUAUUGCCUAUAUAUGUAAAAGUAUAUAUGUAUUGUAAUUGUAUAUAUUAUAUAAAAAAAGCGAAACACAAAGAUCGAGACAUGUAUGAUAUAAGAAUUUACGGUAGAUAAUCAAAAUAAAAACGAAACCGAG